This is a messenger RNA of Scleropages formosus (Asian bonytongue), 3492 nucleotides long. RefSeq names its product divergent protein kinase domain 2B (gene dipk2b). Bases 429 to 1694 code for a protein of 421 amino acids. The transcript has 6 exons. NCBI's taxonomy places the organism in Eukaryota, Metazoa, Chordata, Actinopteri, Osteoglossiformes, Osteoglossidae. The record is from RefSeq and is a predicted model, not a curated record.
GGCUUGAAACGCAAACCAGUUUUCUGAGACCUACUGCCAGUGUGGUGUGACAGCUCAGCAGAGAGUAAGUAUGCAGUAUGAUGUUAAAGCAGUGUAACUAAUGAAAAGCGUGCAGUAUGACACUAAAACGUGCAUACACUAGUGAGAAGAGUGGAGCGGUACUCAUACCAAAUUGGCCUCCACAGCAUCUGUGUAUACCCAGCUUGGUCCCGCUUCCCAGCUGAAAGCUCGGGGUAUCUGGGGAACUUCAUCUUUAUACCUCCUUGUAACACCCACGUGUAGCCCUACCUGAAGGGGGAAGGGGCAGAUGGCUUACCAUGGACAGCACACAUCUGUGCUGAUGGAGGAAGCAUCACCAAGGCAACAAGGUUAUCUGCAUCCUGCACGCACUUCCUCAGGAGGGUCCGGGAGCAGACGUGUAGCUAAUCAUGACCGCAGGAGGACCACAGCGGUUACUUAUGGAGUUUGGAGCUCUCUGGUGGGCCCUGGCAGGGAUGGUGUCGCUUGCGGCCUCAGCCACCCCACCGUCCCUGAAAAAAGAAUACAGCUUCGGGAGAAGCUUCCUGGGACUGGACAAAUGCAACGCUUGUGUGGGCACGUCCAUCUGUAAGAAGUUCUUCAAAGAGGAGAUUCGGUUCGAGAAGUGGCCGUCUCCCCGGUUGCAGCUGCCUCCCAUCAACGAGAGCACCUACCUGGGCUACUGCACAGACAGCACGGAGAGCUGGCGCCCAGCGGUGCUGUCCCGCCUCAUCCCCCACGAGCUCCACGAGCUCUCGGACCGCUCGAUCUGCGAGUCCGUAGGCCGCGAGCCCACCUGCAGCAUCGAGGCAGUCCUGAGGGCUACACCACGCUUCCAGAGCUGGGCCCAGUCGGACCUGCUGCUGCCCCAUCUGGUCCAGGGCUUGGCCUCUCCGAUGUUGCGCUGUCCCUCACAGCGGCUGCUGGAUCGGAUCGUGCGGCGCUACACCGAGGUCACCGACGUCGGCAGCAUCCUCAUGAAGCACUUCUCUGAGCGGGACAAGCUGCGCUUGCUCUACACGCUGGCGGUGAACCAACACCCGCUUGUGUUGCAGAUGUUCCCGGGAACGGAGGGCUGGCCCUUCCCUAGGUACCAGGGCUCCUGCGGCAGGGUGAUUGUGCACGCAGGCACCCGGCCCCUGGCGGACCUAUUCGGUGGCGCUCUGGCAACCCGAGCCGACGCAGCCUACCAGCUACUGCACAUGGCAGAGAGCCUGCGCACCAACAGCUUGCACUUCAACCUCUACUACACACAUGUUGCCGAUGACAUGUUUGCAACCUUUGAGGACGGGAGGGUCGUCAUUGUGGAUGCCAGUGCCAUCGGCAUAAUCGACCGGCUGGAGGAACUGCCCCAGAAGGCGGAGCCAGAGAGAGACCACACAGACAUCUUCUCCUGCCUGGGCUUGUCCUGCAAGAGAGCCCUGCCCUGUAGCUCCGUGCGCCCAUCCCAGAGCAUCAUGCUGCUCUGCCAACAUCCCCUGCCCAGACUGCUGUUACCACAAGAUCUGCAGGGGGAAGCCAGGCAUCUGCUAGGUAUCUGCGCAGACCCGGCACAGUCCGAUUGGAGCAUUCUGGCCGCCGCCAGCAAGCUGAUGGACGUCCUGAGGCCCCUCAGGCCCUGCAGCCCUCGCUUGAGCUACCGCUACCCAGAGUGCACCUACAGCAGCCAGUUCUGAGUGGCACUGGCUACACACAGCCAAGACGGAGGACACUACAGGGGUCGCAAAGUGGUUAAGAAGCUAGAUGUAUGACUGAAAACCUUGAACAAAGCCGAUCUUGCACUGGUUGACAAGGUACUGAAGAGCUUUAGUAAAUAUCCACCUGUGUAAAGAAAAGCAGUGCCUAAAAAAACAGAUGGGAGAAACAGGUGAAGAUGCUGCAUCAGCUUCAGGAGAUGCAUGGUUUCCUGUCCUGCAGGACCUCUCGCAGUUUCUUCACUGAUGAGAGCAUGGUGGAAAGGAACUGCACUGUCUUCAUCCUCCUGCAUUCCUACGGACCAAAACAAAACCUCUGGGCCUGUUGCUUCCAUGCUGUAGAUCAGGUCUCCACCGCUUCCAGUCUGAUGGGUGAAGCUUCUGCUCUCGUUGGACCCCAAACCACGGCUUGUCCUGCUGCAGCACUAACAGGUACAACAGCUUACACUUUACAGCCUUCACAACCCAGAAUGACAGUGGGAACCUCGCUCAUCUAGGUCUUCCAGCACCACACAAAGGGGCAGCCAGGUUCAGCAGCUGUCUUUGCGUCUUUUCUUACUAUGCUGUGUAUUUUUGUGUAUAUACAGACAUAUAUACACUCAUCCCUGUUAUUCCGUCUCCCGGUAUGCCGGUUUUUCCACUAUCUAGCCAGAUUAUUCAUACCGCUGUCCAAAUUGUCAUGUACACGGUGUGUUGCAGUUAAUAGACUAUUUGAAAACUGUGCCAAGCAGUUGUGUCAGAGAGACUGAGGUGCAAUGCAUUGUGGGAAUGGUGUACCCACACUCUCAGGCUUUUUAUUCUUCAAGACAGUUCAGUUUAUAUAUGACUUCAUAUGGUGUAUAUAUGUUACUUUAUAUGUACUAAACCCUUCGCGAAUUAAUUUUUGACAAACAGCUCACCCAUUACCCUACAGACGCAGAAUGUGUGCUCUGUGGGGGUCCUCAUAGCAGCAGCAGUGAGGGAGCCAAAAAGAAAAAAGCAACUGUAAAAUAAAGUCAAACUAAUUUCUGUAAAAAGUUAAACAUAUACAAUGAAACAAAAACUGAAUAUUCUUACUUCAAUUCCUCACAGACCUAUAAAAAACUGACACUGAGUGGUGAGGAAAUUUUUUUCUACAUAGGUGCAUGAUUUGUACUAUAAAGGCGAGCGAUUCAGAAACGCUUUGCAAAGGCAAUAGGGAAAAACAAGAACAAACCAGGAACAUACCAAAAUAGUAAAAUUUUCUCAUCUGUUCUUUGAUAUUGAGAAUUAGGACCAGAUAACGGAGGAUAACCGUACACCCUUGUUUAAACGUGCUUAUUUACCACUGGUGCGAUUCCUGUCUUUGUCCAGUUGUCGCCAUCACUGUGCGGUUACAUGUCAGAACCAAUUCAAUUUUCACUCAUUAAUUUGUUCGUUCGUUCAACCUCCUGAAGUUACUGGAGGGAAGAAACUCAAACGUAGAUUAAUUAUGUGUUAGCAGAGCUGAGAGACACAGCAGCAACUGUACAGCACGCAGCCCGUAACACACACACACACACACACACACACAAUUUGAGUAUACUGUUCACCAAACACUUUCGCACUUUGUGAAUGAGACGCCUGAACGCCAUCAGUCAGAUGAGCAAGGUUCCUACAGUGACAAAACAAACAAAAACAAAGUAUUUAACACAGGUGGAAAGCGCAGUAAACAACACAAUGAAUCUCACAGCAACAUAAAUAUCGUUUGAAGUUUGCAUAACUGCCAUGGUGUGUAUAUGCAAAGAGAUGCAUUUAAGGUGUUUAAAAAAAAAAAACAAAC